This is a messenger RNA of Staurois parvus, 519 nucleotides long. Lineage: Eukaryota; Metazoa; Chordata; Amphibia; Anura; Ranidae. The record is from the annotation of a GenBank genome assembly.
UCAUGUGCUGCAGUGUCCAGAGUGAGGUCAUGGGGUCACUGCCUACGGCAGACGCCCAUUGCUGAAGUCUACCAACGCCACACUGUGUGUUGCCCCAUUGGUGUGCCACUUUCAGGUUGCCUCAGCACCGUGAGUGGGUUGCAAUGGUUCUUAGGGUGCUGGCAGAUUACGGGCCACCCAUUGUGCUGACUAUCCAGGCCGUAGAAUCUGUCAUAUGCGUCACCGUACCGCCUCCUCCAUGCUGCUUGCCAGGGCAAGAGUGUGUCAUGGGUCCCUGGUAGGCCUCCCAUUGCUGCUGUCUCCAUCGCCACACUUCUGCCAUGUGCCACUUUCAGGUCUCUCAACAACGCAACUGCUGUGGGUUCCAUUUUGUCAUAGGGUGCUGGCAGAUUACGGGCCUCCCAUUGCUGCUGCCAGGCCCGUAAUCUGCCAUGGGCCCCUGUUACCGCCUCCUCAAUGCUGCUGCCAGAUGACCGUAAUCUGUCAUGGGUCCCUGUAACGGCCUCCCAUUGUGCUGUC